CUACUAAUGUUACUCUUAUCAAAUUGAACAUGUAUUUCUCGUAAUAAACAUUGAUAAAUUUAUAUUAUACUUUACACAUUAUUUUGCGCCUGCGCUAUAUUCAAUACAUCUGAUCGUCUCUAUGGGCCCGAGCGAACGAGAUAGCCAGUGAGUGGUAUUUCCACAGGUUAAGCAUGAAGACUCGGUGGUCUAUCAACUGGUUUUUUAUUUUCAUCGCGUCACUGUGUAUCAACAGUAAUCAGGCCAAGAAUUAUCAUGCCGUUGUUCUCAUCCAUGGGGUUCUCACUGGGAGCACAAGCAUGGAUCUCAUCAGUAACCGAAUACAAGAGAUGCAUCCCGGUACUCAGGUUUACAAUAUCGUGAGAUAUGCUGGCUGGAGUAGUUUAGAACCAAUGUGGAGACAAGUUGAAGAACUUGGUCAAGAUAUCCUGGCUAUUGGUGCUGCAUUUCCUGAAGGGAUUAAUCUUCUGGGUUAUAGUCAAGGUGGUCUUAUAGCCAGAGCCAUUCUUCAGAGAUUUCCAGAGCAUAAUGUAAGGAAUUUUAUAUCUCUGAGUUCACCCCAAGCUGGACAAUAUGGAACUCAGUUUCUACAUUUGUUCUUUCCGGAUUUAGCGUGUGAAACUGCAUAUGAAUUAUUUUAUUCUAGUAUCGGCCAGCACACUAGUGUUGGAAAUUACUGGAAUGAUCCUCAUCAUCAGAAAUUAUAUUAUAAAUAUAGCAAGUUCCUACCAUAUGUGAACAACGAGAUGAAUUCAACGAGAGCUAAAGCGUAUAAGGAUGGUCUUACUAAAUUGCGCAAAAUGGUUCUUAUCGGAGGUCCCGACGAUGGGGUUAUCACUCCAUGGCAAAGUAGUCAGUUUGGUUAUUACAACAGUAAUGAGACUGUUGUGGAUUUAUACGAUCGGCCAAUUUAUCAUAACGACACAAUAGGUUUGAAAACUCUUGACAAACAACGAAGAUUAGAAAUGUAUACAGUAUCUGGCAUUGCCCAUUUUCAAUGGCACACAAACGUGUCAAUAGUUGAUAAAUAUAUAUUACCAUAUUUGGAUUAGAUAAAUGAAUUUUAAUAAAUUAUAAUGAGCAGCUAGAGUUGCCAUCAUUUGAUCAGCUCAUGAUAUUCGUCAAUUAGUAUUAAAAUCAAUAAUUUAAUAGAAUUUACUAGCAUUCUGCCAAUGAUAUUUAUACGUAUGUUAAUAUACUCGCCUCAACUGACUAACAGAUGAUAAAAAUUAGAAAAUACGAUCUUUUUAUCUCAAUAGAAGUAAUACAAUAAUUAUAUUUUGUAUCGCUUUGUAUUAAUGUAAAGUAAAUGGAAUAAAAGUCAGUUUAUUAUAGAA
Cephus cinctus (wheat stem sawfly) is the source of this 1337-nucleotide messenger RNA. It is a transcript of the gene Ppt2, whose product is annotated as lysosomal thioesterase PPT2 homolog. NCBI's taxonomy places the organism in Eukaryota, Metazoa, Arthropoda, Insecta, Hymenoptera, Cephidae. The record is from RefSeq and is a predicted model, not a curated record. Gene Ontology annotation, molecular function: palmitoyl hydrolase activity; thiolester hydrolase activity. Gene Ontology annotation, cellular component: lysosome. The transcript is spliced from 4 exons. Bases 174 to 1052 code for a protein of 292 amino acids.